AUGCUGUACCAGGAAAAAAAGGAAGACAAGGCAACCAGAAGCCUAAUAGAAGACGCUUCUUUGUUUUUGUGGUUCGUGAAUGCAGUGAAUUCUGGGGGGUAUUGUAAGGUAGUUAAGAGUGAAGAGGACAUAUCCCUUACUCCAAAGAAAAAGUUCCACCAGAAGAUAAAGUUCAAGGCAUAUAGCAUGAGUGCUGACAAUAUCAUGUAUGAGAAGAGGGACGAGAUAGCUUUUGAAGAAGAUAGAAAUGGAUUUAUAUGUGCACAUUGUGAUGCAAGAUAUGUAUACAAAAGGUGCCUAGUAAACCACCUCAUAAAGUCUCAUCAUAUAAAUUCAAACACAUUCCAUUGA
This is a messenger RNA of Encephalitozoon romaleae SJ-2008, 351 nucleotides long. RefSeq lists its product as hypothetical. NCBI's taxonomy places the organism in Eukaryota, Fungi, Microsporidia, Unikaryonidae. The transcript has a single exon. The record is from RefSeq and is a predicted model, not a curated record. The coding region runs from base 1 to 351 and encodes 116 amino acids.